UUUAUGAAGCGCUAUCUGUGCGGAAGAGUAUUGUCAAAUCAUGUACACAGUUCCUUCGAUUCUGCCUGCUACUCUUCUGUUCACAUAGCUGGUAAACGAUUAAUCUUAGGUGACAAAUACAAUCUAAUUAAGUAAAGCUGUUUAGCGAAGAAGAAGCUCACAGCCGGAGUUAAUGAAAUGAGAAAUGACAGCUCGGCUAAGCUUAUACAUACGUUCGAUUGUGAUAGGAUAUUGAUGUCUAAAGUGGGGAUAGUAGAGGUUUCAUCGGUUGUUUCGAGUUUCGAGUUUCGACCAGUGAACUAAACGGUAACAGUUAGCGCAGAGCUGCGCAGUGCGCAGUGUGGCAGUGGAGCGCAGGGAGCGCAAUUCGCAGUACACGUCGUACACAGUGGUCAGUUCGGAGCAUCGGACUUUCAUUGUGUGCGGUGGUCCAGUUGUCACGUUUCUUUAUAAGUUAUUUCAAUUUCGAUUUACAUAGUAAAUAAAUCAAAGGAAAUUAGAUAUCAGGGAAAUUUUAUCUUCAAUUUAAUAAUUAAAAUAAUAUUUAACAAUGGGUCCGCCGAAACGUUUCAAGAAAGAUGACAGAGGUAAAUGGAAGAAACGUAAGGAAGAUCCGGAAGAGUAUAAUGAUGAUGACCCGUUAGAUGAUAAUGAAACUGAAGGUGUACCUGACGCUGCAAAAAAUGAUAUUGAGAAGCACGAUGAAACUGCAUUGGAAGAUGAAUUCGGAGCGAAAGAUUAUCGGUCACAAAUGAUUCUGAAACCUGAUUGUGCCUCAAGGCCGCUCUGGGUGGCACCAAACGGUCACAUCUUUUUGGAAUCUUUCUCACCUGUGUACCAGCAUGCGCAUGAUUUUUUAAUAGCUAUAUCAGAACCUGUAUGUCGUCCAGAACACAUACAUGAGUAUAAAUUGACUGCUUAUUCAUUGUAUGCCGCUGUCAGUGUCGGCCUGCAAACGCAUGACAUAAUAGAAUACUUAAAAAGACUUAGCAAGACUAGUAUUCCUGAUGGAAUUAUAGAGUUUAUAAAACUAUGUACAUUGUCGUAUGGCAAAGUAAAAUUAGUAUUAAAGCACAAUAAGUAUUUUGUUGAAUCCCCAUUUCCUGAAGUACUACAGAAGUUAUUGAAGGAUCCAGUGAUCCAAGAAUGUCGAUUGAAGAAGAAUGUAGAAGAUGAGAAGGAUGAAAUAAUUACGAAUGUUCAAUUAAAAACGAAGACACCGCAGUUUGGAACAAAAGCGGUAACUAAUGUUCCAACCGGAACGACCAAAGUACAAGAAACGACUAAUGAUCAAGUUCCAGCCGAAGUAGCUGCUGUUCCUGAAGAUAUAACUACGUUCUAUGAUAAAAUGGAUAAGGAAGACGAGGAUGAAGAGGAAGAACAUGAAUUAAAGACUGUUAGUUUUGAAGUAAAUCAGGAAAAAAUUGAAGUGAUACAGAAAAGAUGUAUAGAGCUGGAAUAUCCUCUAUUAGCAGAAUAUGACUUUCGUAACGAUACUGUAAAUCCAGACAUAAAUAUCGAUUUAAAGCCAUCGGCUAUGCUCAGACCAUAUCAGGAAAAGAGUUUAAGAAAAAUGUUCGGAAACGGACGUGCAAGAUCAGGUGUCAUAGUUUUGCCUUGCGGUGCCGGCAAGAGUUUAGUCGGGGUAACAGCUUGCUGCACGGUUCGAAAACGUGCGCUGGUACUAUGUAAUUCUGGAGUAUCGGUAGAGCAAUGGAAACAGCAAUUUAAAAUGUGGUCGACCGCGGACGACUCGAUGAUUUGCCGAUUCACGAGCGAAGCUAAGGACAAACCCAUGGGCUGCGGAAUCUUGAUCACGACGUACUCGAUGAUCACUCAUACACAGAAACGCUCGUGGGAAGCGGAACAAACUAUGCGUUGGCUACAGGAACAGGAAUGGGGAAUCAUGGUCUUAGAUGAGGUGCACACAAUUCCCGCUAAAAUGUUCAGAAGGGUGUUAACUAUCGUUCAGUCUCACUGUAAAUUGGGCUUGACUGCAACAUUGCUUCGUGAAGAUGACAAGAUUGCCGAUUUGAAUUUUCUUAUUGGUCCUAAAUUGUACGAAGCAAAUUGGUUGGAAUUGCAAAAAAGGGGCUUCAUCGCGAGGGUACAAUGUGCCGAAGUUUGGUGCCCGAUGACGCCUGAAUUUUACAGAGAAUAUCUUGGAUGCAAGAUGAGUAAAAAACUGUUGCUUUACGUGAUGAAUCCGAACAAAUUUCGUGCUUGCCAAUAUUUGAUUCGAUAUCACGAAAGACGUGGCGACAAAACCAUCGUCUUCUCAGACAACGUGUUUGCCUUGAAGCACUACGCCAUUAAAAUGAAUAAACCGUAUAUUUAUGGGCCCACUAGUCAAAGCGAGCGGAUUCAAAUCUUGCAAAAUUUUAAAUUCAAUACUAAAGUGAACACGAUAUUCGUGAGCAAAGUAGCAGAUACUUCUUUCGAUUUACCGGAAGCUAAUGUCUUAGUCCAAAUAUCCUCGCACGGCGGGUCAAGACGCCAGGAGGCUCAACGUUUAGGACGAAUUUUGAGAGCUAAAAAAGGCGCUAUCGCAGAGGAAUACAAUGCAUUUUUCUACACUCUCGUAUCGCAAGACACGAUGGAGAUGAAUUAUUCGAGGAAGCGUCAACGUUUCCUCGUUAAUCAGGGAUAUGCUUAUAAAGUUAUUACAAAGCUUGCAGGAAUGGAGGAUGAGCCGGAUUUGAUGUAUUCAUCUCAUGAAGAGCAAGGCCAUUUAUUGCAACAAGUUCUCUCCGCCAGUGACAUGGACGCAGACGAGGAGAGGAUACCUGGCGAAGGGCCAAGACCAAUUAUACGCAAAGCUGGAAACAUGACUUCGAUAUCUGGGGCAGACGACGCAGUUUAUUACGAAUAUAAAAAGGCUCCUAGUUCAUCAACGGCUAACAAGCAUCCAUUGUUCAAGAAAUUUAGAACAUAA
Messenger RNA from Ceratina calcarata, 2935 nucleotides. RefSeq names its product ATP-dependent DNA helicase hay (gene hay). Gene Ontology annotation, molecular function: 3'-5' DNA helicase activity; DNA binding; ATP binding. Bases 551 to 2935 code for a protein of 794 amino acids. Lineage: Eukaryota; Metazoa; Arthropoda; Insecta; Hymenoptera; Apidae. Gene Ontology annotation, cellular component: nucleotide-excision repair factor 3 complex; transcription preinitiation complex; transcription factor TFIIH holo complex. Gene Ontology annotation, biological process: nucleotide-excision repair; transcription initiation at RNA polymerase II promoter. The record is from RefSeq and is a predicted model, not a curated record. The transcript is spliced from 13 exons.